AUGCUUUUUAGACUAAUUCACAGCUCUUCCCGAAUUACUUUAAGAAAUACCUUCAGAAACUUAAAAACAACAUCCGUCAGACUAGGAGGCCAUCACGAUCACGGACCAACACCCGUUUACAUUCCUCAGCCUGCAGGAAAACCACAAGGGCUUUUCGGCAAUAAGGUCGAACCAAUCAGCCCUCCAACCCCAUACAGUCCAGGUCCAGAAGAUUAUGCAUCAUUCGUUGGUGCUGGAGUUGGAGUCUUGCUAACUGCUUUGGCUAUUAUCACUUACACAGACGUCUUCAGCAAGGAUGACAAACAUGCUCAUCAGCAUAAGAAGCCAACCCCAGCAAAAAAGACUGAAGAAAAGGUAGAAACUGAAGCACCUGCCGCUCCUGCUCCAGUGGAGGAAGUAGUCGAAGAAGUUAAGGAAGAGCAAGUCGUUGCAGAACCAGCAGCUGUAGAAGCUGUCGAAGCCGUAGAAGAAGUGAAGGAAGAAGCUUCUGAGGUCAAAGUUGAAGAGACUGUAGAGAAAACCGAAUCAGCUCCUGUAGAAGAAGUUGCAGCCGAACCAAAAGAGGCUAAUGUCGCUGAAGCAGACAAGGAGGAAAACGCCAAGAUACCCCAUUAUUGUGAAUAUCUGCUUAUCGGUUCUGGAGCCGCGGCUUAUUAUGCUGCGAUAGCUAUUCGGGCUAGGGAUGCUAAUGCUAAGGUUUUAAUGGUCGGGGAAGAAUCUAAGUUGCCAUAUCAAAAACCUCCUCUCUCGAAAGAAUUGUGGUGGUAUGGAGAUGAAAACUCCAAAGACUCGCUCCAAUAUAGAGCUUUAACAGGGAAAAGAAGAGAUGUAUAUUUUGAAGCUCCCGGAUUUUUCGUCCCACCCGCAGAGCUUGAUGAAGCUGUUCAUGGUGGAGUUUCCCUUCUAGCCGGGCAUCGAGUAGUUAAAAUAAGCCCAGAAGAAAAAAAAGCUUACUUGGAUAAUGGAUCAGUUAUCACUUUUAAUAAAUGUCUCCUUGCCACAGGUUCUCAACCAAAGAAACUGAAAGAACUGGAAAAAGAUGAAUCCGUAAAGAGCAAAGUUUUGUAUUUCCGAAAUGUUGAUGAUUAUCGCACUUUGGAAGAAAAAUGCCUGAAGGCUAAAUCCGUUACUGUAGUAGGAGGAGGUUUCUUAGGAUCCGAAUUAGCUUAUAGUCUGAAGAGGAAAUACAACAGCUUAGAAGUGAAUCAGAUUAUAUCGGAAAAAGGAAGCCUUGCCAAAAUACUACCUGUGCAUUUGUGCAAGCUUGCCACCGAAUCCGUUCGUAACUUUGGUAUCAAUGUCUUAACAGAGACUAAGAUCGUAGGAGCGAAAACUGAAAAUGAUAAAGUCAAGCUACAGCUAUCAACAGAUGCACCUCCGGUGGAGAGCGAUUUAGUUAUUGUGGCGAUUGGUGCCGAUCCAGAUGUUGCACUCGCCGGCCCUGCUGGAUUGGAGACUGAUGCCGAGAAUGGUGGUAUACUGGCAGAUGCAGAACUCAGAGUCAAAUCGGGAAUAUAUUGUGCCGGGGACAAUUGUUCGUUCUAUGAUAAAAUAUUAGGAAGAAGACGUGUCGAACAUUGGGAGCACGCUCAAAUUUCUGGAAGAUUGGCUGGAGAAAAUAUGACUGGCGGAGAGAAGGCUUUCUGGUAUCAACCAUCUUUCUUCACUAAAUUCUCACCUAAACACCAUAUUAGCGCUGUAGGAAAUACUAACUCAUCAUUACCCACUACAUCCGUCUUCGCGAAAGAUGAGACCGAUACUGAAAAAUACGAAAGGGGAGUAGUGUUUUACCGAGGAGAUAAAAACCAGGUUGUCGGUGUUCUUCUCCUUAAUGUCUUUGGCCCAUCGAUUGAUGUAGCAAGAAGAUUAAUUGAGGACGGUAGACCCAUAGAUGACUUCCGACAGUUGGCAAAACUAUUUCCACUUUAUGAAAUUCCAAAGGAUGAUGAGCAACAUGCUUAG
This is a messenger RNA of Auanema sp. JU1783, 1962 nucleotides long. The record is from the annotation of a GenBank genome assembly. NCBI's taxonomy places the organism in Eukaryota, Metazoa, Nematoda, Chromadorea, Rhabditida, Rhabditidae.